Amoebophrya sp. A25 is the source of this 674-nucleotide messenger RNA. Lineage: Eukaryota; Dinophyceae; Syndiniales; Amoebophryaceae. The record is from the annotation of a GenBank genome assembly.
AUUUCCCCACCCCAGUAUGGGAACCGGCUCAGCUGGUGGAACCGCGGAAACCGAGCGAUCAUGUUUGCAGAUGUCGUUCUACUCUUUUAUCUGCCGCCAGCGCAGACGAAAGCAAGGGAUUCAACAGCGGCUGACUAUGCCGAGGAAGGUCAACAAAGACGGGCAGGAGCAGUUGCAAACGAGGCCUCGCCCAAGCCUCUGGGAGCAUACUUUCUGCGCGUGCGAGACGACGACACAAGCGCAUUUUUUCAGAGUGGUGAGAUUGCUCAAGGUAUUCUGCGCGAGAAGGCGAGCUUCUUCUUGGCGUGUCAGUCGGCCGGCGAUGUCGAAUACCCCAUAUCCACUUCCGACGCGGCUUUUCUAGACAUCGACAGGAACACGGAGGGCAACUCUAUGGCGCGGAAUCCAGCGCACUAUCAGAGCAUGUUAAGGCUUCUUUUUCACCAUCUAGGGAAAUGCUGAGUGUGGAUUGAAACUUGUACUUAAAGCUGCGCACUGCUGGCUGUGGUCAUGAAGAUGAUGAAAGACAGACUUUUGCUAAGCCUGGUGAGAAUUUCCUUUGCUUCCCCGCCAGAAAUCGUUCCGCUGUGGACGCGAGCAGCCUUUCUGUUGGUAUUUCGUUUGCGGGGAGUAAACACGUUUACGGGAGAAACGGAAAACUACAUAGCCUUUCG